This is a messenger RNA of Filobasidium floriforme, 1244 nucleotides long. RefSeq names its product Rieske [2Fe-2S] iron-sulfur domain-containing protein. The coding region runs from base 107 to 943 and encodes 278 amino acids. The transcript has 5 exons. Gene Ontology annotation, biological process: mitochondrial electron transport, ubiquinol to cytochrome c. Lineage: Eukaryota; Fungi; Basidiomycota; Tremellomycetes; Filobasidiales; Filobasidiaceae. The record is from RefSeq and is a predicted model, not a curated record. Gene Ontology annotation, cellular component: membrane. Gene Ontology annotation, molecular function: 2 iron, 2 sulfur cluster binding; quinol-cytochrome-c reductase activity.
GGGCAUCUCUUUCAAACAAUCGAUCAAUCGACAUCAGCGUACAACGUAGACAUACACUCCCUCACUCCCCGCACUCCACGACCUAGUAGCAGCAUCACUUCGGACGAUGGCUCUCUCUCUCACCCGAAUCAACCUCGCUCCCAGCUCGAGGGCGCUCGCCUCGGGCCUCCCCGUCAGCGCCGUCAACCACGCCUUGAAGGGCAUCCAGGCCGGUGGACACGGGUCAGGUCACGCAGCCGACGAGCACGGUCACAACGGGCCCAGGAAGGAUGCCAUCCCGUCGUGGGUGGCGAGGCAGAGUGGGAGCAUGCACGUCAGCAGGGCGGUUCCCCGAUCGACCGGGAUCUACCAGCCUCGAUACUUUUCCACCUCGGCCCGAUCUCUCCGUGAGACCACCUCGAUCCCCGAUUUUACCCCUUACCUCGCCAAAUCCCCCAACACCAACCGAUCGCUCCAAUACUUUAUGGUCGGAUCCAUGGGUCUCUUGGCCGCCAGCGGUGCCAAGUCUACCGUCAGUGACAUUCUGAGCAACAUGGCCGCUAGUGCCGACGUCUUGGCCUUGGCCAAGGUCGAGGUCGAGAUGAGCGCCAUCCCAGAGGGAAAGAACCUGAUCGUCAAGUGGAGAGGUAAACCCGUUUUCAUCCGACACCGAACCGCCGACGAGAUUGAGGAGGCCAACAAGGUCGACAUCAAGACGCUCCGUGAUCCCCAGGCCGACGACGACCGUGUCCAGCGACCCGAAUGGUUGGUCAUGCUCGGUGUGUGCACCCACUUGGGUUGUGUGCCCUUGGGUCAGGCCGGUGACUACGGUGGUUGGUUCUGCCCGUGUCACGGUUCCCACUACGACAUUUCCGGUCGAAUUCGACGAGGUCCCGCUCCCCUCAACUUGGAGGUCCCCGCUUACACCUUCAACGACGACGAGGAGAAGCUUGUCAUCGGUUAAGUCGUCAGUCGAGACGCGACGGAUGAAGUAAAAAUGUAUAUAGUCGGACGAUGACAUGGCGGGACGAUCGGGAUGUGUGUUUGUGUGUGUGUGUUAGAUGGAUUCUUAUUCGGAUUUGGUUGGGGAUGCGUGUGUGGCUUUUUUUCUCUUGGACCGGGCACUCUGAAACGCUCUCUUCUGGUAUUCCGUGCGAAGUUGAUGCGCUUGAAGGGAUUGCCAUGAACGUGUUUCAGGUUUCAGGUUGUGAAACGCUAUCGCGGUGUUACCCGCCUGACAUGCUUUGUUUCAGCAUUGUCUUCAC